ACACCUUGUCGGGGGGCCACUCCGUACAUGCAGGCACCUCAGUUGUGAACGAUGGAGGGGUUGAUGGCCAUGAUCCGUACCACAACCCGUGGAAUAAUGCGUAAUGCUCCGUUGCCGAUUCUGGAGUUCUCUGCCCAGGGAAACGACAUCGUGGCUGGUGAUCUCCCUCAUUGUGGUGGAGUGCCAGCUCAUUAUCUUCAGCCCAACAGAGACAGUCCUACCUCUGCAGGACAGAAGAGAAUUGCAUGCUUCUGCCUCGAGUACACGCUGUUCGGCGUCAGGCCGUGAGACAGCAGGUCCGCAGACAGACAGCGUACCUGUUGACAGGGUGAGUCGAGAGGCCGGAGUUUACAUAUUCAGAACUCAGCUGCUCCCAGUUGAACCUGGCCAGAGCGGCCAAUAGCAACACAGCGCUCAACACCACAGUUCCAUUUGCUUGUUAUGAUCUCAGCUUGAGGCGUCGUGGCGUAUAGCUCCUUCACGACAGGCUCAAAUGCAUUGGUUCACGGCAUGAACAU
Molecule: messenger RNA, 518 nt
Organism: Parathielavia appendiculata
Lineage: Eukaryota; Fungi; Ascomycota; Sordariomycetes; Sordariales; Chaetomiaceae
Exons: 1
Coding region: 104-403 (99 amino acids)
Source: RefSeq, a predicted model, not a curated record